AUGCAUCAUCAAGCCUGUCGAGAGAUGGAGAGAACUGACACUCACCUCGGGGUGAGAAAGUGUGUGUGUGUAUACUGAUGGAGUCUGCUUGCUGUAAAGCCCUAUCUAAACCAUUUACAAUUGUCUGUCCCCACUUUCCAGGGGCACGUACAGACCUCAGUCAGUUCCACUAUGCCUUGGGGGACUUGAAUGACAUCCAGAACUCCCUGGCAGACAUCAGCAAGGACUGGAGGCAAAGCAUCGACAUCACUGAAUCCUGA
Coregonus sp. 'balchen' is the source of this 260-nucleotide messenger RNA. Lineage: Eukaryota; Metazoa; Chordata; Actinopteri; Salmoniformes; Salmonidae. The record is from the annotation of a GenBank genome assembly.